UACGCACCGCGAAAGCUAACAGACGUUGUAGCGAGCUCGACGAUCGCGGACGUCCGUUGUUUCCUUAGUGUUCUAUCUCCGGCUAAGGAACGAUCCGCUCUACCCAAUUUUCCGUUGGAAGCUGUGCACUGUGUGGCCAGAUCAGAAGCUGGAAGAGCGUUUGAUAACACAUCUAACCGCAUCCAAUCGAGCAAAACAAGUGGCAGUGCCCCGAAAGUGGCCGAAAUAGGAAGUGUCAACACAUAAUUCAAUUGAUUCCGACGUCGACGACAGCGUCCGGCCUACGUGCUACUUGUACACGCGUGUAAUUCCCUGCCACUGGUGACAAGUGUGUGUGUGCGUGUUUGUGUGUGUGCUAUUGUACCGCGUUAAAGUGAUUCGUACGCAAAACCCUUAAUCCUAAUCAAACACACAAUGCUGAAGUUCGUGACCGUGUGCUGCGUACUGGCCUGGGCCGGUUCAGCUGUUGGGCAGGAAAUUCCACCUUACAUCAAGCAAUGUCGCCGCUCGGACCCCGCCCUAACCGACUGUUUGAAGGAAGCUUUGCAGCAUCUGCGUCCCUAUCUAUCCAGCGGCAUUCCCGAGAUAAAGUUACCCUCAGUCGAACCGUUCGUGAUGGAUCAACUGUCACUGCAGCUCACCGGUGGACCUCAAGGAUACCGGAUCAACUUGAAAAAUAUGGAAGUGUUUGGUGCGAGCAAUUUUACCGUCCGGUCGAUUAAACUGGCUGACGGUAGCAAACCGUUCGAGACACGCCUGACCAUUCCCCGGUUGACGAUCCAUGCCAAAUACACUAGCAGCGGUGUAUUGAUCAUCAUCCCUGCGAGCGGAUCGGGUGAUUUCGAUGCCGUGUUUGACGGUGUCACGGCCGACGUAAAGGGACUGGUGUCAACGAACGAGAAACCUUCGGGAACGCAUCUCCGCGUCGACAAGCUUGAUCUGAACCUUUCGAUCAAGAAACCACGCCUUAGUGUUUCGAAGAUCUUCAACAAUAAUCGCAUUCUGACCGAAGCGACGAACCUCUUCCUGAAGGAGAACGGACAUGAGGUACUGCGUGCGUUGCAACCGCAGCUGCAGAAGAAACUCUCUGCUGAAUUUACUGGCAUCGCAAACCAGCUGCUGGAUAACGUACCACUUCGCUUCUUCAUCGUAGAUUAAUGUGCGAACGCGAGGAACGCGUGUUUUGUUUCGGGACGGGCAAUAUGUGAUACUGUUUGUUAUAGACUUAAGCUCCCAUUCCAGGCCAAUCUGACAUCUUUUAUAAGCUUGUAGGCAUUUUUUCCGUUUCGUCACAUACAGACGAAAUACAGCUGUUACUGGAACACGGUUUCGUAAGAUUGAGACAAAAAGAAAAUACAAUAAAACUCUCGUAUGGAAACAAUUAGUUUCCAUGCUUUAUCUACGAUGGUUAAGAAACCGCUCCCUUGCAGUACAAAAAAAAAAACAAACAAACAAAUUUGUAUACCGUUUUUUCAUCUUCAGAUUUUGUUAAAUUUAAAAUUUACCAACAUACUAAAUAUGGUUGAAAAUUUCGAAAACGGUUGAACCCUGCUUCGUGACGUAAAUAAAUGGAAAUAAAUUUAAAAUAAA
This is a messenger RNA of Anopheles funestus (African malaria mosquito), 1590 nucleotides long. RefSeq lists its product as uncharacterized. The transcript has 5 exons. Lineage: Eukaryota; Metazoa; Arthropoda; Insecta; Diptera; Culicidae. Bases 415 to 1158 code for a protein of 247 amino acids. The record is from RefSeq and is a predicted model, not a curated record.